GUCCGGAUCUAACGCAUGCGCAGCUCAUUAGUUUGGCGUUGCCAUUGAAAGAGGAAAGAUGGAGAACUACAGGCUCGAAAACCGCCUCGGAAAAGGAGCACAAGGACAAGUUUUCCUUGCAAUUGACAAAAGUGACGGCAAGAAAUUUGUGUUGAAAAAGGUUGAGUGUACAGAUGAAACGGAGGCUACAAAAGCAUUCAAGGAGGCUAUGGCCCUCCAGGAGCUCAAGCAUCCAUACAUCUGUGGCUACAAGGAUUUCUUUGUCACAUGGGACAAGGAGGAAGCUGCCAUUAUAGUAUGUAUAGUCAUGGACUACUACAAGAUGGGGGAUCUAGACAGAUUGCUGAAGAAGAAACGUAAAAAGAAUGAAGCAAUCGAAGAGCUGAUCCUGAAGAAAUGGUGUGGACAAAUGAUUGAAGCUCUUGCUUUUGUCCAUCAAAGAAAGGUCAUUCACAGAGAUUUGAAACCAAGCAACAUCUUCUUGACCGAUGACCUCACACUGUCCCUAGGAGACUUUGGUGUGGCGACCAUCAUGGAUGAUGCCAGGACAAAGGCUAGGACCACUGUUGGCUCAAUGAACUGGAUGGCUCCUGAGGUUCUAGAGAAGCCGUACGAUGAGAGAAGUGAUGUCUGGUCACUAGGGUGUAUCAUCCUCGAGAUGGCAACAUGUGGAUUCUUAGAUACUCAAUCCAUGGGUGAAGUUUUGAUGGGCAUCAAGCAAGAUCCAGCCAGACUGGAAGAGGCUUUAGAACCAGUUGGAAAGACGUAUUCUGCAGAUUUAAGUCAAGUCAUUCGCACCAUGCUGAGAAGGAACUUCCAACAGAGGCCGUCUGCUUUGGAGUUGGUCGAGCUACCCUACAUCAAGGAAUGUCUAGCAUUGAGCAACUCAGCUCUGACUGGCAAGAAGAAAGAGAAAGAGAAGGCUGCAAAGGAUUGUCCAACAGACAAAGGCAUUCCUGGUGUCAUGGCGUUCAUCACCGAGAAUAAAGAUAACGAGAUCUCCAUCACAAAAGCUUUCAAAUAUCUCAACACACUUCAAACGCCUCAGAUUGAUGAAGCUGGUAAGAAGCUGAUCAUUAGUAGCAUGAAGAGCAGUGUAUCAGAGGUAGCACUACAGAUUGAAGCCUGCAGACUGCUCCUUACCCUCACAGCAGCUGCUGAUGCUGAAACUGAUGCAGAUGAUUAUCUGUUUUCUGAAGAAGUCAUCCGUGCUGUUAUUCUACCAAUGAAGGCCCAUCCAUCAUCCCGAGAUUUCCAGAAUAUAGCAUGCUCCCUUCUCAAGACCAUAGCUCUCAGUGAGCAAGCAGCAGGGUCGAUAGGGAAGCUAGGAGGAAUACAAGAUAUCCUCUCGGCACUCAGAACACAUCCCUCUGAUGCUCAGGUCUGCGCCAACUGCUGUAGCGCCCUCUCCUAUCUCACUAUCAAUGAUAAGAAUCUUGACAUCAUGAGAGAAGAGAAAGGUGUGGUCGAUCUAAUCAACGCCAUGGAAUCACAUGAAACUGAUUCCUCCGUCAUGGAUUUCACAUGCUCGGCUUUAUGGGGACUAUCGCUAGAAGAUGAGAAUGUAGAAAUGAUGGCAGCACGAGGUCUUGCAAAGGUCCUUCUCAAAGCGAUCACUGAUCACAAACAGCAUGCCGACGUGGUGAAGAACGGCUGCAUGGCCCUAUCGAGCCUGGUCGCUGAGUCGGAGGAGAGUGCGUACCUGGCCCACAACUCUGAGGGUAUCACCAUCGUGGCCGAAGCCUACCAGCUCCACAAAGAGAACCCGGACGUGGUGGAAUACGUCUGCUCUUUCUUCAUGGAUCUUGCUGAAACAGAGGAUAUUUUAGAGGAUAUGAAAAGCAUGUCAAAGGUCAAGGACAUCAUCAAAGAAGUGAAGGUCAAAUACGCUUCGAAUGAGGAUAUCAUGGGAAAUGUAGAGAUGGUAGACUCGAUGAUAUCGGGCGGUCAGCCUCCAGCAAACAGACCAAGCUCUGCCAGACCCAAGGGCAAAUAGACCCUAGCCCUUACCGAUCGCCGGACAAGCUAAAGCUGCCAUUUGAUGUCAUGUACAUGCACAAGAGACCAAACUCCAUUUAUCAAGCAUCUUUCAAUUGUUUACUGUAACCAUUGUAUAGAGAUACAGUUACUUUGAUUGAUUGAUUGAUUCAAAUAUAUUCCAUUUCAUAUCAAUUGUUUGCACAAUAAAGAACAUAGUUGACAAAGUAACUUAAAACUUAUGAAAUGAAACAGGAAAGCAUAGCUUGUUUUGUAGGUUCCCAAGAAUAAAUAUAAUAUGAACUUUCUGUGGUUUUGUGAUCAAAUUGAAAAUUCGAUCAAAAGAGUUCCUUUUCACUUUGAUUUCAUGUUAUGCAAAAUUAAGAUAUCUGCCUUUAUAACAAGAUCAAAUCAUUUUGAGAUAGAGAUAUUCUUAUGCAGUCUAUGGAUGCACUUGCGAAUUAAGCUGUUCAGUACUUGGAAAUAUGAACAAAAGCUUCGAUAUAUAGCAAAAUACACAGAUUUAAUUUCUAAAUGUGCUAUUCAGUACUUGGUAAUAUGCAAAACUAGUAUCUGUGCCUUUAUACAAGAUCAAAUCAAAUCAUUAUCAAAGAGUGGAGAAAUGUUAAAGCAGUUUACUGGUUCAAUCUCAAGUGUGCUUUAGAGUACUCGGUCACAGAGAUAUUCAUGUAAUGAUGGCUUAUUAUAUUUACAUUAUAUUUCGAUAUGACUGCAUUAUAUAUGUGUUCAAAUGAAAGUAAGAUACCAUCCACCAAAUGGAGUGUGAUAAUCCGUCCGAGCAAUCAAUGACUUAUAAAUAGAUGAAUUUUAUCAAAAAUGCUGCUUAGAUAUUAUGGAAAAGAACAAAGAAUAUGGAAUCCUGGAUUUCUAUUGAAAUGGGAUUGACAUACCCCAAACAAUUAUUAGAAGGAAAGAGAGAGAUAUAUGAUUCAGUAUGGAAGUGUGUUCUGCAAAUAUUAUGCUUGAUGAUCAGACAACUUGUGUGUCUAUUAAGACUCACAUUUUUAUCUUUUUUGGGGUGUAAUUACAAAAGGUGAUUUGAUAACAAAAGUAGCUGUGUGCAACAUAGGUCCUAUGUGUACUUGGUUAUAAACUGCAGUGGGGUACAGCUGCACAUGUGAAUGAAUCUUUAUGGUGUUUUCCUUUGCGGUCUGACGUUAUUAAGAUUACUAUAGAAAAUUCCUGAAGAAGGUAUCAUAUUUGGAAUGAGUUACUUGCACAACUCGACUGGAAUUCACACUUACAAGCUUGUAGCUGUUGUAUCACCAAUGUAUGAUAUCUAAGCCAACAUGUACACAUAGAGUCUUAGGGAAAGAAA
Messenger RNA from Strongylocentrotus purpuratus (purple sea urchin), 3316 nucleotides. RefSeq names its product serine/threonine kinase-like domain-containing protein STKLD1. The record is from RefSeq and is a predicted model, not a curated record. The coding region runs from base 59 to 1996 and encodes 645 amino acids. The transcript has 22 exons. Gene Ontology annotation, molecular function: protein binding; protein serine/threonine kinase activity; ATP binding. Gene Ontology annotation, biological process: protein phosphorylation. Lineage: Eukaryota; Metazoa; Echinodermata; Echinoidea; Camarodonta; Strongylocentrotidae.